AAGCCCGUUUUGACUCACUGAAGGAGCGAAAAACGCCUGCAGGGAAGCUCAAAACCAGCAAACGGUGCGUUUUGCUGUUACUGAUAAUAAAAUAACUGUCUGGGCUGUAGAGGCGCGAAAUAAACAAGCGCAAAACAGAAAUCCAGGAAUGGAGGGUGAAGAACAGAAAAAAUUAAAAGGUGAAACAAAGGAGAAGAUUGUCCAGAUUUUUAAAGAUUUUUUGACCAGUGUGGCAAAGCUUGAUGAAUUGGUGGCUGUUGGAGGCAGACUACUAACUGGCUUUCAGCAAGGACUGGAGUUUCUUCGACGCCCUCCAAUAAACAUGACAUCUAAGUUGAUUGAAAGCAUUAUUAAAGCUAAUGAAACAAAGAGGUUGAAAUCAUACCUUCAAGCUGGUUGUAUUAAAAGUCAUGACAGUGUACAAAAUACGAACAAGUUACAUACAAGCCUCCCUGGACUACGCAAUCACUUAAUUAAAGUCAAAAGCUUACUGAAUGAUCUUGAAUCUCUCUUGGAGGAUGCCAGAGCUGCAUUGCAAACUGCAAAUGAACAUUUUUCUCCUUUGUUGGACAAGGAACCUGUUGAUGGACUAGACCUACAAGAAAGUAGUGGUGAGGAUGAAAUGGCUCCGUCUCCUCUUCGAGAACCUGAAGUGACAGAUUAUGCUGCCCUGAUGGGGAUCAUUUAUAGUAUGGUGAAGCAGGACUAUGUGAUGCAGGAUAAGAUCGUUGCUUCUCUAAAUCUCAAGUCCUCAUCAGGAGAACUAGAGAGCUACUGCCUGAUGUGGUCUUUGCGACCUUACAUAAAUGAUCAAAUUAUGCAUCUAGCAUGGAAACUUGUUCCUUGAAUGUUUCAGGAAUCCAGACUUUAUAUUAUUUUUUGUCAGCCAACUAGAAUUAUUUUGAAUUAUGCCCCGCUUUCUUAUACAUGUUUGGUACUUUUUAGCUGAGAAAUAAUCCACACUUUUAUAUAGCAUACGUAACAGAGCCUCCAUUGUCUGAA
Molecule: messenger RNA, 1002 nt
Organism: Theobroma cacao (cacao)
Lineage: Eukaryota; Viridiplantae; Streptophyta; Magnoliopsida; Malvales; Malvaceae
Product: FAD-binding protein
Source: RefSeq, a predicted model, not a curated record